AUGGCCCCCAAAGUCCUCGUCGUCCUCACCUCCCACGACCACCACAAUGCCAACAAUAACCCCACCGGUUGGUUCUUGCCCGAAUUCGCCCACCCCUGGGACGUCCUGCACUCCAAAGCCGAGCUGGUAAUCGCCUCCCCAGCCGGCGGCAAAGCCCCGCUGGACCCGGGCUCCAUCGAAAUGUUCAAGGAGGACCCCGUGUCCCAGAAAUUCCUCAAGGAGCAGGAGUCCCUCUGGACCAACACCGUCAAGCUGUCGGAUGUUGUGUCGCGGGUUUCUGAGUUCGAUGCCAUCUUCUACGUUGGUGGUCAUGGACCUAUGUACGACCUCUACAGUGACAAGACCUCCCUGGCCCUGAUCCAAGCCUUCGCCGUGGCCAAGAAGCCCGUCGCGGCGGUUUGUCAUGGUCCUGCGGUGCUGGUGAAUGCUACUACACCCUCCGGAACGGCCUUGUUGAAGGGUGCGGAGGUGACUGGGUUCUCGAACACCGAAGAAGACCAGGUGCAGUUGAGCUCGAUUAUGCCGUUUAUGUUGGAGGAUGAGUUGAAGAGGGUGGGCGCUACGUACGUCAAGGCUGAGCAGCCGUGGGGGGAGAAGGUGGUGGUGUCGCAGGUUGCUGAGUUGGGAGGAGCCGUGAUUACGGGUCAGAACCCGGCGAGUGCAACUGGGGUUGGAAAGGCUAUUUUGACGGCUUUGGGGUUGUAA
Molecule: messenger RNA, 705 nt
Organism: Aspergillus tubingensis
Lineage: Eukaryota; Fungi; Ascomycota; Eurotiomycetes; Eurotiales; Aspergillaceae
Product: type 1 glutamine amidotransferase domain-containing protein
Exons: 3
Coding region: 1-705 (234 amino acids)
Molecular function (GO): glyoxalase III activity
Source: RefSeq, a predicted model, not a curated record